AUCACUGAGGGGUAGGUCUCGAAGUGCUGAGACUCGGCUUCAACCAAGUACCAGGCUUUUGGGCCAAACGACUUCCUAGCCCGUAUGUUGUUGGUUCGAAUUUGCAUCAUAAAGAAAGGUCUCAAUCGCGGGGAUAACGUUCGGACAUCCGUAUACACUUCGCAUCUGCGAUAUUGAAUGACGCAAGCAUCUAUCACGCACAAUGGGAAAGAAGAAAGUGAUUGUCUGCUAUGGUGUGGAUAUCGAUGCCGUAGCUGGCUGGCUCGGCUCUUACGGCGGCGAGGACAGCACUAGCGACAUCAGUCGAGGUCUUUGGGCUGGGACUAUCGGCACGCGCCGCCUUCUGAAGCUUUUUGAAAAGUACAGCAUCAAAGCCUCUUGGUUUAUUCCUGGCCAUACUCUGGAGACAUUUCCAGAAGAAUGCGCCAUGGUGCGUGAUGCAGGGCACGAAAUCGGCCUGCACGGCUACAGUCACGAGAACCCUGUCGAUAUGACUCUGGAGCAGCAGCGCGAUGUCCUCGACAAGACGUGGAAGAUGCUCACCGAGUUCUGCGGCAAGCCCCCUAAGGGCAGCGUUGCGCCGUGGUGGGAGACCAGUGAAGAGGGCACCGAGCUGCUCCUGAGCUAUGGCAUCGAGUAUGAUCACUCAAUGUCGCACCAUGACUGUCAGGCGUACUGGUUGAGAACCGGGGACACCUGGACCAAGAUCGAUUACACGCAAAAAGCCGAGACAUGGAUGAAGCCCCUGGUGAAGGGGAAGGAGACUGGAUUGGUCGAGAUCCCUGGUUCCUGGUACAUUGACGAUCUUCCUCCCAUGAUGUUUAUGAAGAACUCGGCGAACUCGCACGGUUGGGUGAAUCCCAGGGAUGUUGAAGAUAUCUGGCGGGAUCAUUUCGACUACUUUUACAGAGAAUAUGACGAGUUUAUUUUCCCCAUGACAAUCCACCCGGAUGUCUCGGGUCGGCCCCAUGUUCUCCUGAUGCAUGAGCGCAUCAUUGAGCACAUAAACAAACACGAAGGUGUCGAGUGGGUAACGAUGGGAGAGAUGAGCGACUACUUCAAGUCCAAGAACCCGGUUCCGGAAGGGGGACUAAUGCCUGCUAGUAAGGAGGAGGUCAUGAAAAAAUACGAGGAGUGGAAAAAGACGCAGUCGUAGGCAGUUGAGAUACUGAUGCGAGUGUCGAGGCUAGUGAGGUCCACCAGUAUACUCCCUUACACAAAAUAUAUCCAUGAAUGAGGAAGUAAUUUGUGAAGGCUGCUGAUGAAGAUGAAUUUUACUCCUCA
Messenger RNA from Colletotrichum navitas, 1284 nucleotides. Its product is annotated as polysaccharide deacetylase. NCBI's taxonomy places the organism in Eukaryota, Fungi, Ascomycota, Sordariomycetes, Glomerellales, Glomerellaceae. The record is from RefSeq and is a predicted model, not a curated record. Gene Ontology annotation, molecular function: hydrolase activity, acting on carbon-nitrogen (but not peptide) bonds. Gene Ontology annotation, biological process: carbohydrate metabolic process. The coding region runs from base 203 to 1156 and encodes 317 amino acids. The transcript is spliced from 6 exons.